AUGAUUAUCUGCCACAGGAGCGUAUUCGGCAGCGAAUCAAUCAGCGAUAUGACAUGGCCAAUCAAUAUUACUGUACACUCCUCCACGCACCUGAGAGCAGGGAAAUCGGGAAAGGGCAGGAAGCUAUCACUAUGA
Fusarium odoratissimum NRRL 54006 is the source of this 135-nucleotide messenger RNA. RefSeq lists its product as uncharacterized. The coding region runs from base 1 to 135 and encodes 44 amino acids. Lineage: Eukaryota; Fungi; Ascomycota; Sordariomycetes; Hypocreales; Nectriaceae. The record is from RefSeq and is a predicted model, not a curated record. The transcript has a single exon.